This is a messenger RNA of Diaporthe amygdali, 1416 nucleotides long. RefSeq lists its product as uncharacterized. The record is from RefSeq and is a predicted model, not a curated record. NCBI's taxonomy places the organism in Eukaryota, Fungi, Ascomycota, Sordariomycetes, Diaporthales, Diaporthaceae. The transcript is spliced from 10 exons. The coding region runs from base 1 to 1416 and encodes 471 amino acids.
AUGCUUCAACCUCUGAUAUUGGCCCUGACCUUGGCCGCAAGCGGCCUCGUCUCAGGAUUUCCCCAACUUCACCGUGAAUUGAUCGUUCCCCGACAGGACACGACAAACACGACGGUCGGUGUUGAUGACUGUCGUUGGGACAGCACAACUGGAAUCCACACGGAAUGUUGGGAAAUUUUGAAAAUGAACGACCACCUCAACGAUUGGUGGUCGAAGAAUUCCGCAAAAUGCGGUGACAAGGGCUUCUCACAAUGCUACUUGGACUCGGCUGGACUGAUCACUUGGAAUUGCGAUGUUCUGUCUCUCAGUACUUGCACUCCUCCACCCAGCGGACAAGGCGCGAAAUACAAUUCGUAUCAAGAGUUUUAUGUCAUAUGGAACAUUUACACGAUAAACCAAUAUUUUGCCAAUUACCACCAAGCGCUGCUCAAUGGCCAAGCUGAGGCAAUUGGAGUCGUUGGACAGAUCGUGCAAACCGUUGCCCCACCCGAAGACGUUAACCCCAAAACCCCGUUGUUUGGUCCAAUCUUCGGUGCUACUUUUGGGCUGUUCAGCGCUGUUGCUACUUUGGCACCGCCAGGAGCUGGGGCAUUCAUUGCAGCAGCACUGAUGGGUGUGGCCGGUGGCACACCAGUUGGUGUCGUGAACCUUCUCUUCCCUAAGUCGUCGAGGGACCCUGUGGCUUGGCAGGAUAUUUCCGCCUCUCUCUCUGGCUUUGUUGAUGACUACCAAAAGAACGUCGGGGCAGCAGUCUCCCUCAUUCAAAAAGACUUUGACACAUUCUACGGAGUUACAAACCAGGGCGCUUUUUGUGCCCGAGUAGCAGAUUCUUUACCUGACAAGACCAGCUUCAUGUACCGCGAGUUGAUGAAAUGGACAUUCAACCAGGCUGUCCAGGCUCGUGGAUUCUUCUCCAUUAAGAACCCUGGUGUCGAUCCUAAAAAGCUUGAGGCAGAGACUGGCAACUUUAAGUGUGGAGACUACGAUGGGUAUGGAGUUUGCAAGGACAACAAGUACAUCUACUUCGACGGCACAGACUCGUAUGGUAUGGCCAGAGCCCGAGACGUUGGUGCCGACUUCUUCCCUGGGGUUCUUCAAGUCGCCUUUGAUAAGAACUGGACGACCCCUAAGGAGCUGUAUGUUGACGCUCAGACUUGCGCGUUCAAAGCCGAGGAGGAACAAACCAAUGCCACUGAGCUGGACACUGGAUGUGCAUCAAACACCCCUGUGUGUGUCGUCGACAUGGGCGUCAAUCUCGACACGGCUCUCAGUCAACACAAUCCUGGCUCCAUGUUUACCAACUGCCCCCCGAUGCUAGGCUGGGGCGUUGAUUACUGGAACAAUAAGGCAUACGUUCCAUUCUCCUACCUUGGACCGCUGCUGCACGCCAAUGAAAUCGUUCACAAUGAGUCAUGA